UCCCCCCUCCGGACCCACCAUGCCGCUCUCCGGCGAUGAGCCCAUCUGCCCCAAGUUCCAGCCCAACAUCUUCGACCCCUCCCGCUGCCAUGACUGCUUGCGCCAGAGGCGCCUGCACGCCGGCGCAGGGGAGAGCACGGAGAUCGCACCGCAGCAGAAAUCCACAGCAGACACUGGAACUGGGGGUAUAACCGGGACCGGGAACGGGAUCGGCGCGGGCAAAGGAGGGUUGUUAACACCAAUCCCAUCCACGGCAGAGGAAAGAGACACCAGCAGCAGCAAGGAGGAUUCUGACGGUCUGUCGACGGUGAGCAGCUACUGUGACGUCACCGGAGGCCGUCCAGGUUAUGGGGAGAGCUCUCUGUGCAUCCUGAGCCCCGACUGUGAGCUUUACAUCUGUGACGGUGACGACGACAGCACUGACAGCUGCCGUGACCAGAGCGUCGACUACCAGGAGUUCAGCGGCUCCGUCAGCGCAGAGGACGAAUACCCGCCGAUCCGUCGCCGUAGGACCGACCUCGCCAUGACCCGGCUCGACCCUCCGCCCCACCGGGCCAACCCUCGGGCGUGGAUGGACGAAGCUCGCAGCAGAGACGGCUUCGCCAGGCGGUCAGGGAUAAAAGAAGACAGAGAGAAACGUGAAAGUGGUUACUUCUCCCUGGGGAGGGCAGCCGGCGCCCGUUCGCUCCGUGAUAACAGCCCGUCUGUUCCUUUCCGCCAUUUUGAGAGAGGGCAUCCCCUCUUCAGCGGCAGAAAUGUCGAGCCCAAAGACGCCGUCCCCUUCAGAAACCCUAAUCUCGGUGUGGCCUCUGACAGGCAGAUACCGGAGAAUCUAAAUGAGGAUCUCCCUGUUGAAAUCCCUCCUCCUGACCCCUAUGAAAUUGCCAUAGAGGUCGAGGCGCGAGUCGGCCCUCGUUCUCCGAGUCCUACCCCUUUUAAGAUAGCGGAGUCGCUGGCCUCGCCCGGCCGAAAGGGCCUCGGCAGUUCAUACGGCCGGGGAAACCCUUCGUCUCACGGUUCUUCCUAUCAACGAUCGGGGCGUCUCGAUUCCUCGAGGCAAAGCUCGGCUCUGCAAUCUCGCUCUCCUUCUCCCUCACGAGGAAAUUUACCGUUCAGACGCAGCGAAUCCACCGCCUCCCUCAGCAGGCGUAACUUUGACGGUGGAGGGCGGUCUCACGGGACGGAGCCGGGAUCCAGAAGCUGCUCGCAAAGCACACAUGCCCGACGUGUUGAGUCAGGAACUCUGCCAAGAAAUUUCAAAUCGUUCGCUGGUUCAGUCAAAUCUCAGUCCAGCACCGUUUCUGACUUCAGGAGUGCCCUGAGGAAAACGGAGGUGAAUGGGUCUUUGAGUGGUCGGGGUCACGACAGCAGAAGCUCGUCUCCCUCCAGGAGGGACUAUAACCCUCCAGGCCAAGUGUCUCUCCGCAAGACUGAGACCGCAGGAAGGUCACCACACGGACGUGGACGUGACGGUCGUACUUCAUCUCCAUCUCGGAGAACUUCAGAGAGUCGGCCUCACAGUCGCAGUUCCUCGCCGCCACGGAGGAAUUACAGCUCGUCCAGCCAAUCCCUCCUGCGUAAAUCUGAAUCCAUCGUGUCUCUGAACGGACGGAGUCACAACGGACGCUGCGGCUCGCCCAUCAGAGAGGGAUAUGAUGUUGAAAGCCAGGCUCUGCUGCGAAACUCAACAGCAAGGAAUGGACUGAAUGAUCAAGAACGUGACCGUGACCGUGCCACCACGUCUCCACCCAGACGAGGUCAUGACACACCGCGUCAGUCCAUACUCCGAAAGACCGAAUCGGGUGCUGCCGGCAGCGGGCGAGGUCGUGACAGCCGCUGCUCCUCCCCUGGAAGAAGAGGCUGUGAAACCCCUGGUCCAUAUCAACUUAGGAAAACAGACACCAGCGGUUCAUUAAACAGCCGUAACUCCUCGCCCUCGAGGAGAAGCUACGAGGCUCCUUCUCAGUCUCUGCUUCGCAAGUCUGAAGGAAACAGCUCCGUCAGAGGUCGUGACCUCCACGGCCCGUUGCCUUCAAGGAGAAGCUAUGAUGUUCCUGACCAACGCUCACUGUGGAGAACAGACACCAGUGGCUCUCUACACAGCAAGAGACACAACAGCCGCAACUCUUCUCCUUCUGGAAAAGGCAACUAUGACCCACCGGCUUACUCAGUCCUCAGAAAUGCCUCUAAUGGAGACUCCAGCCGCUCCGCUCAGAGAAAAAACACCGACAAUGACUCAAAAUCCGACUCCAAACACUCACCACACUCCUGGCGGGAAUCGGCUCAUUCCCUUCGCAGCUCUUCAUUAUCUCGCGCCGCUUCACCCUCCAGACGGACCACAGAUGGCAGCAGAACAGCUUUCGUGACCUUAGAGGCACCCAGGAGCCCCGGCAGCAUCAGAUCUGGGGUCAGCAGGCACGUUCUUGGGGAUCGCUGCCCCUCUCCUAAUGACAAAAGGCCCUCCCACCGCACGCGCAGCCCUUCUCCUGCACCUCAGAUUCAAAUCCGGAGGCACACCUCCUCCCAGAGCUCCAUGGAGUCCUCCGAGUCGGGCCAGCUGUCAGCGGGGUCCACGGGAAGGAACAGGGAGGAGUACGCUGCGAUGGCCAACCUGCCGAAGGUGAAAAUGAUCCAUCACAGGGAGGACCCGGGCUACGCGGGGCGGCCUCAGAACCAGCCGCCCUCUCGUAGACAGGAACUCUUCAAACCGGCCAGCCACUCCUUGAGCAAACAUCCAUCCAGAGAGUGGGAAGAUACGAUGGAUUCGGAAAGAGAACGGCACUAUAGUGGCAGUGGGUAUCUCUCUCGGGCUCACUCCUCCACCUCAUUGCAGAGGUCCGGCAGUCCCACGGCAGAUGAGGGCAGUUCUUGGAAAGGUAAUCACCACAGAUCAGAGCAAAUGCAGCCCGACCUCCUGAACUUCAAAAAGGGAUGGAUGUCCAAACUGGACGACAGCGGAGAGUGGAAGAAGCAUUGGUUUGUUCUGACGGAUGCUGGACUGAAGUACUACAGAGACUCCAGUGCAGAGGAGAAAGAUGAUAUGGACGGGGAGAUUGACCUAAAAUCCUGCGUGAAGGUGUCUGAGUUUGAUGUGGAGAAGAACUACGGCUUUCAGAUCCAGACGCGAGAGGCUGUGUUCACACUGUCUGCCAUGACGGCUGGAAUCAGGCGGAACUGGAUAGAGGUUUUAAAGAAGUGUAUCCGGCCCAGCAGCUCUCCAGACCUCACACAAUUACCUGACAGCAGCAGUGACAAGGAAAACUCCCACUCACGCUUUCUGCUGUCUUCACGUCGCCCGUCAUCACGUCACAGUGAUGUUCAGUCAGAAGUUCCGACCUCCGCCCUUCCAUCUCAGCGUAGGUUUGACUACGUCGAGCUGUCCCCUGUUCCCGCCUCCUCCGGUCCUCUCCCAGCCAGUCAGAGAGAAGCAGGAGAGGGGCAGGGGAGGGAGCACAUCCAGUGGCAGGAGGAGAGGAACACGAGCAGCCAGUGGGAGGCUGUGCUGUCCAGGAAGGGCACUGGCAUAGGAGCGAACCAAAGGCUUCGCAUGGAGGAUGAAAUAGAGAGAAAGUGGGCCGAGUUUGAACGCAUGCCGUUAAAGGAGAUGGGCUCUUUACCAUCAGUGGGAUCACGGUCCUCCAGCCAUUCAGCCAAUGAGGCGCUGCAGAGGGAGGUGGCGUCACUGAGGCAGCAGUUGGAGGAGCUACAACGAGGGGGAAGAGGAGGAGUAGGAGGGAGAGGUGUGCGGGGCGGCUGUGGCCCUGAGGCCCCCUGCGGCCGCAGCCUGGCAGCCAUGGAGCGCGCUCACCGACACGCGCUGGAGGAGCUGCAGAGGCAGCACGACCGCCAGAUCAAGGAGCUGGAGGCGGAGAAGGACAGGCUGCUGCUGGAGGAGACGCAGGACACGGCGCGAGUGAUGGAGGCUUUGAAGAAGAAACACAAAGAGGAGCUGGAGAGAGAGUUGGAGAAAGCGAAGAGGCUAAGCAGCGGGGUGCUAGACUCGCAGACCUUGCGAGCCCAACAACAGGCAGAAACUCAGUCCUUGCAGAGAGAGCUGGCUGGACUGUCUGAGCGCUAUUCUCAGAAGUGUCUGGAGCUGAACCGAGCCGAGCAGAACAACGCAGAGAGAGAGAGAGAGAUCAGCCGCAAAGAGAGAGAUAUGGAGCAGCUGAGGAAGGAGAACCAGGACCUAAAGGCCCGUUGGAUGGAGGAGAUCGGCCGUAUACGAUCUACCAUCACAGAUCAGGGCUCAGGGGACAACAAAGACAGGAACUGCGAACUAGAGGUUCUUCUCAGGGUGAAAGAAAAAGAGAUCGAGUACUUACACAAGGAGAUCAGCUGUCUGAGGAAUGAACUGCAGGUUCUGAACACGGAGAAACGGCUGGCUUGUGAACGAUAUACAGAGGCGCAUGAGGAGCUGAGUGGGAUGAAGGGCCGGAGCGAGCGAGAGAUCCAGAGUCUGAAGGAGCACUUGAGGCUGGCCAUGGCUGCUCUGCAGGAGGGGCAAAAGCUGGGCAACAGCCUGGACCACUGAGAACCUGCUGCUGGUACUGACGCGCUGGCGGACACAGUGACAGACGUGUCUGCACUGUGGUGACUGAAUCAAAGAGACACAGGAGGAGCAGAGGAGAUGAUUGUUGGACUUGUACAGUUCCAGCUGUGUGGGGACCAUGAUAGUGCCUUAGUUUUCAAUCGUUCUGCCAAUGAGCAGGUUAGAGUAGCUAGUAGCUGGUUUCAUUACACUGGGCCACACAUGAUAUAUAAAACUGCACUUUUAUUUCCCCCAGUCUCACUUUUCUUUUUUUUUUUUGUGAGUGCAAGCGUGAAUGAGUGCGCAUUUGGUCUUAAAACUGGAAUAUUUGUUGAGUGACCUUUUCUUUUCUUUUCUUUUUUUUUUUUAUCAGGUAUUAUAGAUAAACAGUUCAUGCUGUAUCAGCUUCUUUUGUUGGAUAAACUUCUCAAUGCCACUGUGUCUUCUGCCUGAGAGCAGGAGUUAACGCAGUUACAGUAGAGCUACUGUCAUCUCAGUUUUCUGUUGUACAGCUUUUGAGUCAUGUUUACUCUGUGAAAAAUGGCACACAUUUCAUUAGAAAUGGGAGCUUAUCAUUUGAUGUAAUUAUUUUUCUACCUAGUAAUAUUCUUUCUUGUAUUGUGCUUGCAAAUACGAAAUUUAAAAAAAAAAUGGGAUUAAUACAGGACAAGACAGCAAACGUUUCUAAUUCCUGGCGACCUUAAUUGCAAGUUGAUCUAAUUGUAUAGAAGCAUAUUCAAGGUCAGCUUUCUUUGGGGAUGCUUGCAAAAGCUGUUGAAUGAACGUUAUCCCACGUCACAGAUGUCUUUAUUUUUAAACCAUGUCUGAGAAGCACGCUUCCAGUCUGCCCUGAUCAUUAUUGGCAUUUAUUUGCCACCACCACAACAAAAUGACAGGUGUUGCAUCAAUGAGCCAAUUUUUUAUUGACAGUAUGUAUUGUGAUAAAAUGACUUAUCUACCUGCCUUUUGGAAACUUUUUUCAUAUUUAAUGUACUGAAGAGGCUGUAUCAUCUUUGUAAAUUAUACACAUUUUUUGCAAUCAAUAAAAAGAAAAGAAACAAA
This is a messenger RNA of Seriola aureovittata, 5593 nucleotides long. RefSeq names its product TRIO and F-actin binding protein b (gene triobpb). Gene Ontology annotation, cellular component: actin cytoskeleton. Gene Ontology annotation, biological process: actin filament organization; positive regulation of substrate adhesion-dependent cell spreading. Bases 20 to 4534 code for a protein of 1504 amino acids. The transcript has 18 exons. NCBI's taxonomy places the organism in Eukaryota, Metazoa, Chordata, Actinopteri, Carangiformes, Carangidae. Gene Ontology annotation, molecular function: actin filament binding. The record is from RefSeq and is a predicted model, not a curated record.